AUGCGAUGCCGAGGAUUGGAAUGGGAUGACAUGGGAGUGAAAGUUGACGGCUGGUAUUUACACCAUCUUCGUUUCGCUGAUGACUUCGUUCUUAUAACAUCAAGCAUCAAUCAGGCGGAACGGAUGCUGGCCGAAUUUGAUGAAACGUGUAAGAUCGAUCUUCAGCCGAACCUAGACGAUGUUUGUGAGGAACGGAUGGGUUUCCAUGGAUGUCCCAUUCAAGCUCAACGGAACGAAUAUAUUCGAACACUCCAGCUAUUUAUAUCUAGGUUGGGAAAUCAACAUGAUGAAAGACCUGACCUCCGGGCUGGGCAGGAGGAAACGAGCGGCUUGGGGAGCAUUCAAAAGCAUCGAGGAUUUGGUGAAGAGGACAUCCGGCUCCAUGCUCACCUAUUCAACACCACCAUUCUUCCUGCUUUGACCUACUCUUUAGAGAAGUGGGCGUUUCGUAAGCAGGAGGAAAAUGCGAUCAGCGUCAUGGAACGCGGAAUUGAAGGGGUGAUGCUAUGA
Necator americanus (New World hookworm) is the source of this 510-nucleotide messenger RNA. RefSeq lists its product as uncharacterized. The transcript has a single exon. Lineage: Eukaryota; Metazoa; Nematoda; Chromadorea; Rhabditida; Ancylostomatidae. Bases 1 to 510 code for a protein of 169 amino acids. The record is from RefSeq and is a predicted model, not a curated record.